AUGGGGGAACGAGGACCGGAUCAAUGGUUGGAGCAAAUCAAGAAAUGCAUAGCUUUGUCGGAGCCGGACAUGAAGCAGCUUUGUGAGUUGGUCAAGGAACUACUCAUGGAGGAAUCCAAUAUCCAGCCAGUGCAGUCGCCCGUCACUGUAUGUGGAGAUAUCCAUGGCCAGUUUCAUGAUUUGCUAGAAUUGUUCAGAAUCUCCGGUGGGAUCCCAAGCGAAGAUAACCAGGCAAAUUUCAUCUUUUUGGGCGAUUACGUCGAUCGAGGGUACUUCUCGUUAGAAACGUUCACUUUGCUCAUGGUGCUAAAAGUGAAAUACCCUCAUAGAAUCACGUUGGUUAGAGGUAACCAUGAAUCUAGACAAAUCACCCAAGUCUAUGGUUUUUACGAAGAAUGUUUAACGAAAUACGGAAGCACAACGGUUUGGAAGUACUGCUGUCAAGUAUUUGAUUUCUUGACUUUGGCGGCGAUCAUCGACGGCAAGAUUCUUUGCGUGCACGGAGGCUUGUCCCCGGAAAUAAGAAUGUUGGACCAGAUAAGAGUGUUGAGCAGAGCACAGGAAGUUCCCCAUGAAGGCGGAUUCUGCGAUUUGGUCUGGUCCGACCCUGACAACGUUGAUACAUGGGCAGUCUCGCCGCGUGGCGCUGGCUGGCUUUUCGGAUCGAAAGUGUCACGAGAAUUCAACCACAUCAACAAUUUGCAGUUGAUUGCUAGAGCUCAUCAAUUGGUCAUGGAAGGGUUCCGGUAUCAUUUUAAAGAAAAAGAUGUGGUGACCGUUUGGUCGGCGCCAAACUACUGUUAUCGAUGCGGCAACGUUGCUAGCGUCAUGCAAAUUGACGAAGACUUGGAACCAAAUUUCAAAAUCUUUAGCGCUGUUCAAGACGGCGACUUGGCUGCUAAAAGCAACAAUACAAAACAGCAAAGGAGCGACUACUUUUUGUGA
Messenger RNA from Lodderomyces beijingensis, 945 nucleotides. Lineage: Eukaryota; Fungi; Ascomycota; Pichiomycetes; Serinales; Debaryomycetaceae. The record is from the annotation of a GenBank genome assembly.